AUGGAUCGCUUAACCCUUCACGAAAAGAACAUCCUGCACGAAGCUAGGACUAAAAUCGGACUCCACCUUCAAUAUCUUGACGCACACCUUAUAUAUUCCCCCCUUAAAUAUUGUAUUCAAGUCAUCGAUGAAAUUAUCGAUCACAUCGACAGAGUCAAAGCCCUGGCCGAGGCAGUCGUGCGUGGAGAUGACACCAAAACCAUAUACAUCGAGAAUGCUAACCUUUCACGAAAAUCCGCGCUUGAGUUGGCCAGCAAGGUUGAGAACUGGGGAAAUGAGGGUGAUAUUACGGCUCAGUUGGGAGCAUAUAGCCAGACCGCUUUUAGCAUCCUCUUCCCCGCGAGGUCCGUUGGGGAUACUGCUUGCGUAGCCUCUGAAGCUAGUCAUAGCGAUGACAAUGAGUGA
Messenger RNA from Morchella importuna, 405 nucleotides. RefSeq lists its product as uncharacterized. The transcript has a single exon. The record is from RefSeq and is a predicted model, not a curated record. Lineage: Eukaryota; Fungi; Ascomycota; Pezizomycetes; Pezizales; Morchellaceae. The coding region runs from base 1 to 405 and encodes 134 amino acids.